GAUCAACGCAAGGUAUUCCGCUGUCCUUGGUCGAUCGGUAUUCGACGGCGUCUUAGCACACGCCUAAGUUUACUCUCCGUUCAUCCCUUCUUUCCUCCCUUCGCGCUUGCUUGUUUUCUGAUCUGCGAAGAUGAGAGAGUGCAUCUCGAUCCACAUUGGCCAGGCCGGUAUUCAGGUCGGAAACGCGUGCUGGGAGCUUUACUGUCUCGAGCAUGGCAUCCAGCCUGAUGGUCAAAUGUCUAGUGACAAAACCGUUGGGGGUGGUGAUGACGCUUUCAACACCUUCUUCAGCGAGACUGGUGCGGGCAAGCACGUCCCUCGUGCCAUCUUUCUUGAUCUGGAACCUACUGUAAUUGACGAAGUAAGAACUGGCACUUACCGUCAGCUCUUCCACCCUGAACAGCUUAUCAGCGGAAAGGAAGAUGCUGCUAAUAACUUUGCAAGAGGCCACUACACCAUUGGAAAAGAAAUAGUCGAUCUCUGCCUUGAUCGCAUCAGGAAGCUAGCGGAUAAUUGCACUGGCCUCCAAGGCUUCCUUGUUUUCAAUGCUGUCGGUGGAGGCACUGGAUCCGGGCUUGGUUCUCUUCUCCUCGAGCGUUUGUCUGUGGACUACGGCAAGAAAUCGAAGCUGGGCUUCACAGUCUAUCCAUCUCCUCAAGUCUCUACCUCAGUGGUGGAGCCUUACAACAGUGUUCUGUCCACCCACUCUCUUCUCGAGCACACUGAUGUGGCUGUUCUCCUAGACAAUGAGGCAAUCUAUGAUAUCUGCAGGCGAUCUCUUGACAUCGAACGCCCCACAUACACCAAUCUCAAUCGUCUCGUUUCUCAGGUCAUUUCUUCUUUGACUGCCUCUCUGAGGUUUGAUGGUGCUUUGAACGUUGAUGUCACCGAGUUCCAAACUAAUCUGGUCCCGUAUCCAAGGAUCCACUUCAUGCUCUCAUCCUACGCCCCCGUCAUCUCUGCAGAGAAGGCUUACCAUGAGCAACUCUCCGUUGCCGAGAUCACCAACAGUGCCUUCGAACCUUCUUCCAUGAUGGCAAAAUGCGACCCUCGCCAUGGAAAGUACAUGGCUUGCUGCCUCAUGUACCGUGGAGACGUGGUGCCCAAGGAUGUUAAUGCUGCUGUUGCGACUAUUAAGACCAAGCGCACCAUUCAGUUCGUUGACUGGUGCCCGACCGGAUUCAAGUGCGGCAUCAAUUAUCAGCCGCCCACUGUUGUUCCCGGUGGUGAUCUGGCCAAGGUGCAAAGAGCUGUGUGCAUGAUAUCUAACUCCACCAGCGUUGCUGAAGUCUUCUCCCGGAUUGAUCACAAAUUUGAUCUUAUGUAUGCUAAGAGAGCAUUCGUGCACUGGUAUGUUGGUGAGGGCAUGGAGGAAGGUGAGUUCUCUGAGGCUCGUGAGGACCUUGCUGCACUCGAGAAGGAUUACGAGGAGGUUGGUGCUGAGUGUGCUGAGGGCGAGGAAGGGGAAGAUGAUGAGUACUGAUGGAGUUCACUAGUCUCCUUGUGUUCUUGAAGCACGCCCAUCUCUGAUGUGUCGAGCUAUCUUUCUUAUCGUAUGUUUUAGUAUCCAAUAUCCUUGCCACUGUCGUUUCUACUAUAAGAUAUUCUAUCGUUCUCUGAAUAUAUGGACUCAGUACUUGUUGUGUUCA
Zingiber officinale is the source of this 1649-nucleotide messenger RNA. RefSeq names its product tubulin alpha-2 chain. Lineage: Eukaryota; Viridiplantae; Streptophyta; Magnoliopsida; Zingiberales; Zingiberaceae. The transcript is spliced from 4 exons. The record is from RefSeq and is a predicted model, not a curated record. Gene Ontology annotation, molecular function: GTP binding; structural constituent of cytoskeleton. Gene Ontology annotation, biological process: mitotic cell cycle; microtubule cytoskeleton organization. Gene Ontology annotation, cellular component: microtubule; cytoplasm. The coding region runs from base 131 to 1483 and encodes 450 amino acids.